ACGGGUAUAUAAGCUCCUGGGAAUAUACGAUAAACGCGGCUUCACACUAUCUUCUCUUUCUUGAUCAUCCAAACCUCCACUUUUAACGCCUGAGGAUGGCACCAAAGAAGGCCAAGAGGAGGGCAGCGGCAGGAGACGGCGGCUCCUCCAACGUGUUCUCCAUGUUUGAGCAGAGCCAGAUUCAGGAGUACAAAGAGGCUUUCACAAUCAUUGACCAGAACAGAGACGGCAUCAUCAGCAAAGACGACCUGAGGGACGUGCUGGCCUCCAUGGGUCAACUGAACACGAAGAACGAGGAGCUGGAGGCCAUGAUCAAGGAAGCCAGCGGUCCCAUCAACUUCACCGUCUUCCUCACCAUGUUUGGAGAGAAGCUGAAGGGUGCCGACCCCGAGGACGUCAUCCUCUCUGCCUUCAAAGUCCUGGACCCAGAGGGUACUGGAACCAUCAAGAAGGAAUUCCUGCAGGAGCUCCUGACCACUCAGUGCGACAGGUUCUCCGCAGAAGAGAUUAAGAACAUGUGGGCCGCCUUCCCCCCAGAUGUGGCCGGCAACGUAGACUACAAGAACAUCUGCUACGUCAUCACACACGGAGAGGAGAAGGAGGAGUAAAGAGAAAGCCAGGAGACGAGAAAGACAGCCAUCCCUCUGCUUUCUGCCCUCCCUUCUCCCUCUCCUCCUCUCUCCUCCCGUGCACCUCCUGUGUGAACCCAUGAGCUCAGCCUCUCACGUUCAAACCAAAGACUUGUCACGUGUGAGACGGCUGGCGCCCACGGGCUGUCCAUGUUUGCUUAUGGGGAAUAACGAUGAUUUUUUAUUUCAAUAAAAUUAUCCUGUAACAUCAUUUCCAACCUCAAGCUUGCCUCAGACAACCUCUCUUUUCUGCCUGAAACUCAGCCCGUCUCCAAAUCAGCCGAGAGGAAACGACCACGAGGGCGUCAUUCUAAAGAAUGAAGACGUCCUCUUUGGUUCGAGCAGCGAGAGAAUUGUCAGGAAAUUUGAGAACAAAAUAAAAAAUAAAAAAACAACAAAGUUGCAUCCUUAAAGCGAUGACAGCGUUCCUUCCUUGAAAAGUGACAAGAGGCUGAAGGAGCGGAGAGAACGGGACGAAAGAAAACAUUCAAGUCUUCGACUUCUUUCCCUCCGCUCCUUCCUGCUUUCAAUAAAUCACCUUUUUUUUCCAUAAGCUGUCAAACUCAGUGACUAUUGCCUUUCCUCUGUAAUGAAUAAAAGGGACAAAAUGUGAAUAAAAACACUUUACUUUUUGUA
Nematolebias whitei (Rio pearlfish) is the source of this 1265-nucleotide messenger RNA. It is a transcript of the gene mylpfa, whose product is annotated as myosin light chain, phosphorylatable, fast skeletal muscle a. Gene Ontology annotation, biological process: skeletal muscle tissue development. The record is from RefSeq and is a predicted model, not a curated record. Lineage: Eukaryota; Metazoa; Chordata; Actinopteri; Cyprinodontiformes; Rivulidae. Gene Ontology annotation, cellular component: cytoplasm. The coding region runs from base 96 to 608 and encodes 170 amino acids. Gene Ontology annotation, molecular function: calcium ion binding. The transcript has 7 exons.